AUGUUGGACAGACGAACUGGAGUUUGGCUCUCUCACAGUACACCAAGAUUUCCAACAUAUUGCAGUAAAGACUUCUGGCCUACAAGUGGAAAUGCUAACGCCCAAACAUUUAUAUGUGUGACUUAUUCCUAUAAUGAAUUCAGAGAAAUAGGAUUGCAGCUCAAGUACAUCCACGCUUAUUCAUAUGACUAUGACAUACCGACAACCUUUCCAAAUGAGCUGUGUUGUGUUGCACAGCGAGCUUGCUUCCCAAGGCAGGAACCUUGGUUUAGAGAGACGACACUGACUUCAGUGAAAGGACAUAAUUUCUGCAGCUUUGCAAAAUACAAACGUUUUGGGGAUGAUCUUUACUCCCUUAUUGUAAACAGUUCAAAACAGGAUCUGUAUGUCAAGAGCUGGGGAAAGAUGCAACGCCCUCUUCCUUCUAACUGCAGCAUCACUCCUCAUGUAUACAAUGUGAAGGAAGUACAGCUCCCCAACAUGCAGCCCUUCAGUGACACUGUAGAUCACUCCAAGUGGUGUGUGGCACUUGAUGGUGGCUGGACCUGCAUCGCUGACAUGAACAGGGAAAAGAGUCAGAUGAACAGAGGUGGAGGAGCUAUAUGCAUUCAAAAUGGUAGAAUUGCAAAUGCUUUCAGAACUGUGAUCACACGGUAUGAUCCAUGUCCAACUGUGUCUCCACACAGUCAGAAAGUGUCCGCAGGAUACGCUCGGAAGCGCAAACUCCAGAGCGACUCAAACUCUCUUCAAAAAAUGCCAAGACACAAUGGCUGACUUUGUGCUGCACAAAAACACAGGCCCAGCUCCAGAUGAGUUUCCAUACAUCUCUCGCUCUCUCUAAUAUAUGCAUGUAUGCUACUUAUUUUUUACUUAUUUUACUUCUACUGUUUGUUUGU
Messenger RNA from Toxotes jaculatrix (banded archerfish), 896 nucleotides. Its product is annotated as plancitoxin-1-like. Lineage: Eukaryota; Metazoa; Chordata; Actinopteri; Toxotidae. Gene Ontology annotation, biological process: apoptotic DNA fragmentation. Gene Ontology annotation, molecular function: deoxyribonuclease II activity. The record is from RefSeq and is a predicted model, not a curated record.